Penicillium malachiteum is the source of this 1185-nucleotide messenger RNA. RefSeq names its product protein phosphatase regulator SHP1. The transcript has 3 exons. Bases 1 to 1185 code for a protein of 394 amino acids. Gene Ontology annotation, biological process: Golgi organization; nuclear membrane reassembly; autophagosome assembly. The record is from RefSeq and is a predicted model, not a curated record. Gene Ontology annotation, cellular component: cytosol; nucleus. Gene Ontology annotation, molecular function: ubiquitin binding. NCBI's taxonomy places the organism in Eukaryota, Fungi, Ascomycota, Eurotiomycetes, Eurotiales, Aspergillaceae.
AUGGACCACCCUGCUGAGCACGAUGAAAUCGUGGCUCAGUUCUGUGCCAUGACAGGUGUCUCGACAACAGAGGCCAUUCAAUAUCUUGCGAACAAUAAUGGAGACAUCGAAGCCGCCAUAGCCGAAUUCUUUGCGGAGGAGGAUGAAGCUCUAGAAGAUGACAACUUAGCGGGUGGUCGACGAUUGGGAAUCGACGAAUCAUCCGCUACAGCUUCUGGAGGCUUGGGAAGUGGUGCUGCGUCGUCCUCUUCUGCAGGCUUACAGUCAUCAUCAACUAAGCGGUCCGCGCCUAAGAAAAAGUUCGCGACACUGGGAGAUUUUGCUUCAACAAGUGGAGGUGAUAGCUCCGAUGAUGAUGGCUCCGAGGAUCAGGACUUCUUUGCUGGUGGAGAGAAGUCUGGCUUGGCUGUGCAGAACCCUGACGAAUUGAAGAAGAAGAUUCUCGACAAGGCUCGACGAGUACAACCCCCUACUGCCGAUGAACCCCAGUCACGCCCCUCCCACUUUACUGGUGCUGCCCGUACCCUGGGUGGUGAUGAUGCCCCCAGCCGUGUCAUUGAAGAUCCUUCUGAGCCUGCCCCGCAACGACCCCAGCGCGUUCAACGAACCCUCCAUUUCUGGGCCGAUGGAUUCUCAGUUGAUGACGGUGAACUAUACCGAUCCGAUGACCCGCGAAACGCCGAAAUCUUAGAGGGUAUUCGACAGGGCCGUGCCCCGCUUGGAAUCAUGAACGUUCAAGCAGGCCAGGAAGUAGAUGUUGAGCUUAAACAGCACGAAGAGAAAUACGUCAAACCCAAGCCCAAGUGGAAGCCUUUCUCAGGAGCUGGUCAGCGUCUUGGAAGCCCAACUCCCGGCAUCCAAAGUCAAUCUCCAACUCCUACUGCCACGCGUAAACCCAUGGGUAGCUCCGACUGGCCUCCAAAGGUCGAAGUGGAUGAGUCGCAACCAUUCGUCACGGUCCAGCUCCGACUGGGAGACGGUACCCGCUUAAGCUCCCGCUUCAACACAGACACUACUAUUGGCCAAAUCUAUGGAGUGGUCGCUGGCGCCACGCCAGAUGGCCCCAACCGCGCCUGGGUGCUGAUGACCACAUUCCCUAACGUCGAGCUGGAGGAUAUGCAGGCGACUCUGGCUGACCUUCCUGACUUUAAGCGCGGCGGUGUUCUCGUCCAGAAAUGGAAGUAG